AUGCCUGAACUCCCACAGGAAAUCAUUGAUGAAAUCAUCGAUGAGCUGCGCUCGUCCAAAUCUGCUACUCUAGCAGAUCUGAAAUCCUGCUCCCUCGUCUCGCGAGCUUUUGUGCCCCGUACGCGUGGCUACAUGUUUCGCAGUGUCGAACUUAGGACGUGCCGGGAUUGCGAGAGGUUUCUCGACAUGUGUCACUCGUCAUCGAUCAAUGCCGUUCCUGUACCCCCCGUUAUCGUGGCUCUCCUGCUCACCCCCUCGCAGCGCGAUCCCCGGCGCAUGGAAACGAACGCGGCGCUCGUCGAGAUCCUCACGACUUAUCUGCGCAACUUGCGCCAUCUCACCAUCCAAGGCUGGACGUUCCCAAUCACCCCUUCGGAUUGCAUGCAUGCCUUCACGAAUUAUCCGUUUACCUCCCUGGCCCUCCAGUGUGUCACAUUCCACGCUUUCUGCGAUGUGAUCGCGUUCAUCAAGUCCUUUCCCACUCUUCGGCAUCUCACGUUACUAAACGUAGAGGUACGCAAGUCUUUCUUCGUGGAGCUCGAACGGUACUCUCCGCCUAUCCCAUAUCCACUACAGCUGGAUAGCCUUUCGGUGUCUCAGCGCUUUCCAUCCAUAUACGAAAGUUUGGUCCUCAGGGCAAAUAUCAUGACUUUAUCACGCGUUCGGCGACUCGCACUCUGUCUCCACAGUGGCGGGGACCGUGACUCGGCCCAGCAAAUCAUUAGCCAAGGGGCGGAAACCCUCGAACACCUUCACCUCAUGUUCGGAAGCUUCAUCGACGACAUACCCGAUCUCUCGCAGUACCUAAACCUGCCACGAUUACGACAACUUGACAUUACCCCGUUUAUCCUCGAAUACGGGACGACCAACUUUGGACAGAUGGGAACAUGGAUAGAGCACCUCCGCCAGGCAGGGAGCGUCCUCGAGAACGUCAACCUGCGCGUGAGGCUCGGGCACGAGACGGAUGUCUUCGACUCGGUCUGGUCGAAAUUGGCUGCUAUAUUGUCGUUGACGCAGAUUCGCGCCCUUUCGAUAUACGCGUUCCUCCAUGAAGGCCUCCUCGCGUCGAUGAAUGUCGAUAAUGCCAGAAUAAAGAUCGAGAGCCAUUUUGCGCACCUCCAUCAUCGGAGAGUGCGCGUCACCGUGGCGAUGAAGGGUUCCAAGGAUAUGAAGAACCAUAUGUUACAGAUAUCUAUACAAUUCUCGUAA
Guyanagaster necrorhizus is the source of this 1209-nucleotide messenger RNA. RefSeq lists its product as uncharacterized. The record is from RefSeq and is a predicted model, not a curated record. NCBI's taxonomy places the organism in Eukaryota, Fungi, Basidiomycota, Agaricomycetes, Agaricales, Physalacriaceae. Bases 1 to 1209 code for a protein of 402 amino acids. The transcript is spliced from 3 exons.